GGGCAGCAGAGGAGCGCUCGUCCGUCCCCACCGUGCGCUGAUGCUCUGCGAGCCGCAGCUCCAGGGAGCCCCUCAUUGCUAAGGAGGUAAGGGCAGGCACGACGGCCAUCGGCUAUUGUAGCCGAAGGUUCGGCUUCGUGCACGAUGCUUGCUUACAGGGCUGCUUUUCGUUUUGGGAGAGGUGCGAGGGUGAAGCGUGGCAUCCCUCCUCUGUUCUGCUUAUUGCCGAUUCCCCAGCAGCUCCCAGACAAUGCCUCCUCCGGGGCAGGCGGUGCUGCAUGGCCACUGUUGCUGGGGGCACACCGUGGUGCCACCAAACCGGGCUCGGCUGGCACCAGCUCUCCAUUCCCCGACAGCAGGAGAAAGCGGCGCGUGAAAACCUGUCCUGGUAGAGGCGGGGGCUUGAAUGGAUGUUUCUCUGGGGCCGGCUGUGCUAUUCAUUCCUGCAGACACUUGCUGAAGCAGACCCCUCCCUGCUGCUCCCCACGCCCGGCCCCGAGACGGAGGACCCCACUGACCCCACCAUGUCAUCGGAGCCUGGCGCCCCGCCGGCCGUGCCACCCCUGCACUCUCCCAAGUCCCCAGUCUGGCCCACCUUCCCCUUCCAGCGUGAGGGCAGCCGUGUUUGGGAGCGGGGCAACCUCCUGCUGCGGGACCUGCCCAGCCCACUGCCCACUAAGAGGACCAGGACCUACUCUGCGACGGCACGUGCUUCUGCCGGGCCCAUCUACAAGGGUGUCUGCAAGCAGUUCUCCCGUUCACAGGGCCAUGGGUUCAUCACUCCAGAGAACGGCACAGAAGACAUUUUUGUCCAUGUGUCUGACAUCGAGGGGGAGUACGUCCCGGUAGAGGGGGAUGAGGUGACGUACAAGGUCUGCCCCAUCCCUCCCAAGAACCAGAAGUUCCAGGCAGUGGAGGUGGUGCUCACCAACCUGGCGCCCCAUACGAAGCAUGAGACAUGGUCUGGGCAGAUCAUCGGCUCCUAGGUACCUGGGGGGCCUGAUGGCCGCUCGCAGAGAGCAUGGGGAAGGCCGGGCUGGCAAAGAGGCUGGGGCCACUCCCCAGCACGCAGGUGUUCGCGUUCGGUGUCUUUUCUAAGGUUACGGUUUCCUUUUUCUGUGUGUGUUUGUACCUGUCUUUCGAGGGGGAUGGGGAAAGCGGAGUCCUCCCCACUGACCCCUCAGCUCCUGGGGUAGCACUGAGUCCCAUGUCCUUGAGCCCAAGGGGAGCGGGAGGACUGAUCCUGCUCCCAUCCCACUGCAGCCUGGGGCUUUUGGGGGGCUUGUCCCAGCCUCCCCAGCCCUGCUCUGGCCAGAUGGGCAAAUCACUGUGCCGGGAGGGGACAGCUCAGCCCCUUCCGUCCCCAUCACCCCAGCCCCCCUGGAACCCCAUCCCAUGUGUGCCUGUGUGUGUGUGUGUGUGUGUCCGUAGGUCACCGUGGGGCUGAAGGGUUUGGUGAUCUCCCUCUGCUCGUGCUCCAAGCCGACACCUCCCGCCCCCUCGGUGUAGACAGGGUCUCGUAUAUAAAGCACAAAUUUGUUCUCAGUCCUCUCCGCCAUAUCCUGGCCAGGUGGGCUCCUGUGGCCUUGGGGACGGGGAAGGGGCACCUGAGGGUUGUGGGACGUGGACGUAGGGAUGGCCCCAUGCCAUGCCCCAGGCAGUCAGCCUGGCCGAGACAAACUGUUGGAUUUUUCUUUUUUCUUUUCUUUUUUUCUUUAUUUUUUGGGGGAAAUAACCUUAAAUCAUAGAAUUGUUGGUGUUUUUACAACUCUGGUGUGGUUCCCGCCUGUCUGACCUUGUGUCAACCUUUGUAACAUUGGCAAUAAACCAUUAAAAGUGACUUUCCCAUGA
Molecule: messenger RNA, 1851 nt
Organism: Gallus gallus (chicken)
Lineage: Eukaryota; Metazoa; Chordata; Aves; Galliformes; Phasianidae
Gene: CSDC2
Product: cold shock domain containing C2, RNA binding
Exons: 4
Coding region: 411-986 (191 amino acids)
Biological process (GO): regulation of mRNA stability
Cellular component (GO): cytoplasm
Molecular function (GO): mRNA 3'-UTR binding
Source: RefSeq, a predicted model, not a curated record